Hordeum vulgare subsp. vulgare (domesticated barley) is the source of this 2573-nucleotide messenger RNA. RefSeq lists its product as uncharacterized. The transcript has 9 exons. The record is from RefSeq and is a predicted model, not a curated record. The coding region runs from base 679 to 2430 and encodes 583 amino acids. Lineage: Eukaryota; Viridiplantae; Streptophyta; Magnoliopsida; Poales; Poaceae.
UCCGUCGCCACCUGACCAACCAAAUCACUCACCAUUCACCUAGUUCAUCGGUUGGUGAAAGGAUUUCAGGUCCACCGCCGCGCUGCGGUUACAUACGUUACGUGGCCCCGCGCCCAGCCGACACCAGCAACAUCCGUCGCCAACCAACGCACGCCCUCUUCCGAUCUUCGCUUCUUACUCUUCUUCUUCCUUGAGCUCGCCUUCUUCCUCUACCUUGUUCUCUCCUCAGACGGGUGCACCCCAGCAGCAACAGCAACGAAUCCAUCCAUCUUGCUAGCUUGCUACUUGUUGGCCUUGCUCGGUCCCGCUCCCUUUGGUCGUCGACGGCCGCCGCUAGCUGCGGCGACGACUGUCCGUCCAGGUGCUCUAUCUCGGCAGCCCGGCCGUCGUCCGACGUCUGCCGGGGUGAUCGUCUGAUCGAUGGAGUACGUGGCAGUGCGGGCUCCGGUUCCGAUGAGCCGUAGGACUCGCCAUGCUCACCAGCUCGCCGCCGACCCUACCCUUCCUCCUCCUUCUCCGGUGAGUGCACAGCGCUGCUAGAAUCAAUGCGCUCCGCUGCCAUGCCGAUCAGCCCCCGGCCCAUACACGGCAAAGGAGUACAGUAGCUUACUACGGGCCAGCCUGACUUUAUGACCAUGGCCCGGUCCAGUCACGUACUUGCUGCUGCUGCUGACGACGAUGGUUCAGUUGCAGACGACGACGACACGCAACGGCGGGCAACAGCACGACCACAGACGCAUGGAUCUCGAGCACGAGAUGGCGGAGCUGAAGCAACAGCUGAGCAGCGAGGCGACGGUGCACCACAUCCUGGAGAGCGCACUGCGUCCAAACACCACCUCCACCUCCGCCUCCGCGCGCUCCGUCCUCCUCAACAUCCCGGCCUUCAUCCCGGCCAAGGCCAAGCAGCUGCUGGCGGAGCUCGUGGUCGUCGAGGAAGAGAUCGCGCGGCUCGAGUCGCAGAUCCACGACAUGAGGGGCGGCCUAGUCACCACCGCGCAGCGGCAACGGGCGUCCAUGGCGACCGCCGCCUAUGCCUCCUCCUACUCGCCAAGUGUCUACACCAGCAACGGCAAUGGCAAUGGCGCGGCGGCACACGCGGCAUCGGCUCGUCUGCCGGCUGAUCAGCUCGCGCCGGAGAUCAAGUCCAUGUUUUUCAUCAGCCAGGCCAUGAACGCCGAGUACCUCCAGCGUCAUCUGCCCGCCGACGACACGCCGGAAAGGAGCCCCAGAGACCACACCAGAGGACCAGGAGCCACCGCCAUCAGCCCAAAGUUCAACGAAAAAAUCUUUGGCCUCCCGCCAAGGAAUUCGCAUGACAAGAAGCAAUCGAAUGACGCGGACGAAAAACCUCCGAGGGCCUCCCAAGAACCGUCACCGCCACCGGCGACGGCGAAGAGGGACGAGCAGAGCAAGGUCCAGCCGAACAAGCUGUCGGAGAGGAUCGUGAAAUGCCUGGCGGUGAUCUUCAUCAGGCUGCUCCGGUCGUCGCGGGCGGCGGAGAUGGACAAGUCCGGCAGCCUCGCCAGGUCCGGGAACCUGCUGCAGGGGAGCUUCAGGAUCGACGCGGCGCUGAACGUGGCGGCGAGCGUCGCCAAAGAGAAGGAGAGGGGGCAGCAGGAUCACUACGGCAUUUUUGAGAUACAGGACUCCAUGGUCAGAGACAUCGGCCCUUACAAGAAUCUCGUCAGGUUCACCUCCAGCGCCUUCGACCUCCGAGGGUUCUCCACCUCCCCUCUGCUCACCAAGUUGAGGGAGAUGCUGGAGACCUUGCAGCAGGUGGAUUUAAGGUUUCUCACACACCAGCAGAAGCUAGCAUUCUGGCUGAACAUAUACAACACAUGCAUCAUGCACGGGAUUCUGCAGCAUGGUUUGCCCUCAAACUCUGAAAAGCUGCUAGCACUGAAGAACCAGGCAACGAUCAAUGUUUCAGGGCAAGAGUUCAAUGCUCUGGUAAUAGAGAAUUUCAUCUUGAGACAGCCAUCCAGUGUGAAAGAAGUGAGCAGUUUGGAAUUCUGGAAAUGCGACGUCGAUGUCAAAGAACAACAAGUGAGGAGUCUCUACGGAUUGAAUAGUUCAGAGCCCAACAUUCUGUUCGCGAUGUGUUGUGGCAUCAGAUCCUCUCCAGCACUCCGGAUAUACAAAGCGGACCGCGUGAUGGCGGAACUGGAGAAGGCCAAGCUGGACUACCUGCAGGCGUCGCUGGUGGUGAUCUCGACGAAGAGGCUGAUGAUCCCAAGCCUGAUACACUCUAACAUGCAUGACUUUGCCAAGGAUAUGGAGUCCCUGCUAAGGUGGAUCUGUGACCAGCUCCCCACAUCUUGGUCACUCAGAAAAUCCAUGGUGGACUGCUUGAGGGGGCAUCUCAAGGUCGAAGACGUCGUGGAGGUGAUCCCAUAUGACUAUGAGUUUCAGUAUCUUCUGCCCAAGUGAACACAUGCGCUAUUUGUUUUAAGUUGAGUGUACUACUACACAAACGGCGUACAUAUUUCCAUGUAUAUUGUUGUCUUAGAGGUAGGAAAUAGUUGUUUGAUAUGUGCAAUUCUUUUCAGUCAAAAGCUUAUUUCUUUGGGGGA